CGCCAAUUCUACCAGUUUUAUUGUGCAAAUAAUGAGACCUGGUGGUAAACUGGCUGGAUUAAAUCAGCGGUCCCACAAUUUCAGCAGUCAUAAUCAAGUGUUUACCGCGUUUUAGCUGUUCUUAAAGAACUUUUGUUGUAGAAUAACUAAUUUCAGAAGUGUAACCCGUUUUAACUAUUCUAGUCCUAUUCCGUUCUAGUCUUCUAAAAGACUCUCUUCUAAAGCUAUAAAUUUACUGGGUUUUUUCGUAAAGAAAUUCAUUUCCAUUUGCAAAAAAAGUAUUCAAUCCUUCAAUUAAAAUUCGUGAGAUUAUCAAACAAAAUUGUGUGUUCAAUUUUUGAGUUCGUGAUAGGUUUUUUCACGGUUUAUUGAUUGUUUUCAAGAAAUAUUUAGAGGAAAAUAAAUAUCGUUUGAAAGAAAUUGAAUAUUAAUUUAGUGUGAGAUGAAAACUGCAAUCGCCUGCAUUGAGGCUUUUAUGUACAAGAAUCCAGGCGGUGUGAAAAUGGUGUGCAGUAGUAUGGCGGUGGCCAUAGUAAUGUGGUCGGUGAUGCAGUUCGGCAGUCAGUCUGUGAUGAUGGCCGUCAUGAGUGAUGCCAGCCAACUGCUCAGUGCGCCUGCGCUCACUCUGCAAGCCUAUCUGGAUUCCAACGGUGCCGCCGUACCCCUAGACCGCCCCCGUCGCGCGGUUCGCCGUCUGCCCUCGUUAGACGCCAAGGACCUCGAGUCAAGUGUGGAGUUCGCUCGCUCGCUGAUCGACAAGCAGGCUCGCCACGAGGCCAACAUAGCCGGCUCCGGUGUCACCAUUCGUCGAGGCACUCCCGCGCACGGCUUGCUCGCCGAGUCAACGGCCACACAGGAGGCGAUCGAGCAUGGAUUGGACGCGCAGGUGGCUCUCAAGGCGUCGCAAUUUAUCGCCAGCAAGUAUUGUGUCAGGUCUGGUAUUGAUGACGAAUCCUGUGCCAACCAGAUCUCAUUGCUGCCACUGGCUCUCACCUCGCUGGGCAAGAAGUGCUCCUCCCAUUACAAGACCAGUCUCUACUGCUCAGAUCUCAACAUGUUCAGGUCAUACGAUGGAUCCUGCAACCAUAGGACGCACUCAGCUUGGGGACGUUCGCUCACUCCCUACAGGCGACUGCUAGCUGCUGAUUAUGAGGAUGGUCUACACGUGAUGAAAGGCUCCCGCAAGGGCAAGUCUCUAGUUAGUCCUCGGCAAGUGAGUGUCUCACUGAUCAGUAACCUGGACAACCCCGACACUUCCAAGACACUCGCUGUCAUGCAGUGGGGACAGUUUGUCGCCCAUGACAUGGCUCAUACUGCUUCCUCCAGAAUGUUAACAACCGGUGACACGAUCUCCUGCUGCAGUGCCAACGGCAAGAAGCUGUCCCCGCGCCACCAGCACUCGUUGUGUGCGGCCAUUGACAUCCCGUCCACCGACCCCUUCUACUCCAAGCUGGGUCACACCUGCAUGCCCUAUGUGCGCUCGCUUAUGGCCAUCCGGUCUGACUGCACUUUCGGCCCUGUCCAGCAGAUGAACCAAGUGACCCACUACCUUGACGGAUCCGUAAUCUACGGCUCAACAGCUGAGGUGGCCACCUCCCUACGGCAAUUCCACAACGGACGUCUUCGCACCAAAAUACACAACGAACGUGAAUUCUUGCCCUCUCCAAGGCUCCCUCAACAAAUAUGUAUCAACAAUGGCACUUGCUUCCAAUCUGGUGACGAGAGAGUGAACAGUCAACCUGGGCUGGCAGCCCUUCACACCCUCUUCCUCAGGGAACACAACCGCAUGGCGAGUCGCCUCUCUAUUCUGAACCCGAGCUGGGACGAUGAACGCCUUUACCAGGAGGCCAGGCGUAUUGUCAUCGCUGAAAUCCAACACAUCACUUACAACGAGUGGUUACCUGUUGUUCUAGGUGUGAAAUACAUGAAGCGAAUCGGUCUGACUAUCCAACAGAAGGGCUACAGCGCCAAAUUCAACGAUCAGAUUGAUGCAUCGACUAGUAACAGUUUCGCCACAGCUGCCAUGGCUUUCAUCAACUCCAUGGUUGAAGGACGAAUUGGGUUGUAUGAGGAAGACAGGAACGCAGAACUGACAGUGCAAUUAAAGGACAUCUUCAACAAGCCUGACUUGGUGCAAAAGAGCACAAAUCUGGACGCUUUAGUUCGUGGACUGGCCACUCAGAGCAGUCAGAGUAUGGAUCUCCAGUUUUCAGAAGCUAUGACUAAUUACUUGUACAAGGAGAACGAAUCUUAUGGCCUGGACCGACUGAGCCUCGACAUUCAGAGGGGCAGAGACCAUGGCUUGCCCGGCUACAACGUUUUCAGGGAGUUCUGUGGAUUGCCCAAAGUGAAAGAUUUCUCUCAACUCACCGAUACCAUUCCAGUUGAGGUGGUUGGCAAACUGCGGAAACUGUACAAGUCAGUGGACGAAGUGGAUCUGGUGGUGGGGGGGCUGGCCGAGUCCCGGGGGGAGGAGGGACUGAUUGGUCACACUUUCAAGUGCAUUUUGGCCGAGCAGUUCGCGCGCACCAGGAUUGGUGACCGCUUCUUCUACGACAUUGGAGGACAGCCUGGCUCGUUCAACGAAGCUCAAUUGAAACAAAUCAAAAAAGCGAACCUAGCCAGGAUUUUCUGUGACAACAGUGACAAUAUUAGGAAUAUGCAGGCCUUUGUUUUCUACAAACCGUCAACACCAAAUAACGACCUGGUACCUUGCGGUGAAGUCUCGCUGAUUGAACAAAUGGACUUGGAGCCGUGGAGGGAAGAACAAUCGCCAUCUUUGUUGCCAUUUUUCAUAGAUCCUGAAAAACGGACAGGAAAAUAAAUCAACUAUUAUUUCUCAAAUUUUCCACAUUUUACAAUUUCUUCCACUGGAUGUAAGAUACUUCUUACUUUAGAAAGUAAUAUUACAUUAAUCUUUGAAAGUUACUUAAAAAAGAUAACUCUAAUUUUGUGUAUAUUUUUCGGUGUGAAUUUCAAUAUUUUAAAGUUUUGAAAAUUGAACUCUGACUGUGAUGGCUAUAAAUUUGUAAUUUUAUAAACUCCAAUUCAAUGAUUUCAAUUCCUUUGAAAUUGACAACCCAUGUUAUUUUUCAAUCAGCUUCACAAUUUAUGUUCAAUUUUGUAUACGUUAUAUUUCUCAUUUUAUAACUUUAUUGUAACUGUCUUAUAAGUAUUCUUUGGAAACAUCCAUGCUUUUCUGACGCCAUUAAAACUAAUUCCUAUUCGAGAAAAGUUACUUUUUCAAAUAAAAUGUAUUCAUUUUGAAUAUGUUGAGUAGCCCUACAAGACACUGUACAUCAAAAAUAAUCAAAUUAGAAUAUUAUUUCAGUUUGAGCUAUGAGUAAUAAUGGCUUCUACUUAAACUUAGUAUCAAAUGUAUUGUUAGAAAACUCUGUUUCAAUCUCUGGUAUCAUAAUUAAAAAAGAUUUAUUAAUGUAGAUUCGAAAGAUUUAUGUCUUACUGCCAAUAUAAUAUGACAUAGUAUUAUACUAAUUUAGAUAUUAUGUUUAUAUAGUAAUAUGUAGUGUAUUAAUUCGAUUUGUGUGUAUGACGAAGUAAAAUUGUUUGGGUAAAAAGUAUGUAUGUAUGUUUAGAGUGAAUUUUAUAUACUUUUUAUAUUUUUUGUGAAAAUAUAAGAAAAUGUAUUCCUCUGUAA
Molecule: messenger RNA, 3658 nt
Organism: Nilaparvata lugens (brown planthopper)
Lineage: Eukaryota; Metazoa; Arthropoda; Insecta; Hemiptera; Delphacidae
Product: peroxidase
Exons: 15
Coding region: 443-2824 (793 amino acids)
Biological process (GO): response to oxidative stress
Molecular function (GO): heme binding; peroxidase activity
Source: RefSeq, a predicted model, not a curated record